This is a messenger RNA of Raphanus sativus (radish), 955 nucleotides long. RefSeq lists its product as uncharacterized. Lineage: Eukaryota; Viridiplantae; Streptophyta; Magnoliopsida; Brassicales; Brassicaceae. Bases 281 to 778 code for a protein of 165 amino acids. The transcript has a single exon. The record is from RefSeq and is a predicted model, not a curated record.
GUUAAUGCAUAUACGUGAAUUAUAAACAACUCUACUGGUUUUGUAUUAAUAUUUGUGGUCUUUAGACGGGUUUUUAGCAAUAAAACUUAUAAAAAGAGAGCAUAAACAGAAUGGAUGAUUCUUUGGACUGUAAAAAACUAACUGUAAACUUUGUGUUGCAUAUGCGUUGGCAGUAACCAUCAAAUUAUUGUUGUAAUUUUUUUUUAAAGACUUUGUUAUAACUUAUAUCGGUUGUAGACUUGUAGUUGUAAGUUUGUGAAAUUAGAUAUUUUAAAAUACGAUGUGGAUGCAGGGACUUGACCCUAGGUGUACUGCUAGUCUCUUUUUAGACGCGGUUUGUAUCGGCGAACAGACCGUUAACGGCGAAGACUGUUUCGUCUUAAAGGUAGAGACACCAGCAGAUAUACUCAAGGCGCAGUGUUCGGCCAACACGGAGGUGAUCCACCACACGGUGUGGGGUUACUUCAGCCAAAGGACGGGACUUCUGGUAAAGUUUGGUGACACAAAGCUCGUGAGAGUCAGAUCCGCUAGGGGCAAAAACGACGGCGUUUUCUGGGAGACAAGCAUGGAAUCGAUCAUUGAUGAUUACAUGUACGUUGACUCGGUCAACAUAGCUCACGGUGGUCGAACGUUGACCACGCUUUAUCGAUACGGGGGAGCGGUUAAUCAUCGGAGAAGAAUUGAGGAGAAGUGGAAGAUUGAGGAAGUGGAUUUUAAUUUUAGUGGGCUGUGUUUGGAGAGCUUCUUGCCACCGUCUGAUAUGAGCAAUGAUCAGUAGCAACGGUCGAGAUCGUUAACCUCUUCUUCUAUGUUAGAUGGGUUCGUUUUUUGAAAAUCAGGAACGAGCAAAGGUACACACACUCGAGAUUUGGUAAACGUGCGAGUGGUUGGAUAUCGUACUUGUAAAAGUACUUCUUAAUCGUCAUGAGUUUUUUUGUUAUUGUUUAGUCGGAAG